CAUAGUGUUUGUGAUACAGCAGUAUGGCGAAGAGGGUUUUGUUAGUGGUUUGCCCUCUCUCACAACUGGGGAAUAAAGCUGCUUGUUUAGGAGUAUUUCGGUUAUUUUUAAUGGCUUUCUGUCAUGCAGCACAAGGCACUAAAGAAGCAUUUAUUCAGUCAGACACCAUUUUAGAGGUACUUCGGUUUGGAGAUGGAGGUCUGUUACAGACAGAGGCAGAGAUUGGCCUCAGUUCAUAUCAGAAAAGCACAUCCUUACACCAGGUAAACUGCCGGCCAAUUAGAUUUGAACCACCAAUGCUGGAUUUCAGUGAACAGCCAGUUGGGAUGCCAAAAAUGGAAAAAGUUUAUCUUCAUAAUCCUAGUUCAGAUGAAGCAAUUAUUUUAGUAUCAAUUUCUGCAACAACAUCACAUUUUCAUGCAUCUUUUUUUCAAAAUAGAAUAAUUCCACCUGGUGGAAACACCUCGUUUGAUGUUGUUUUCCUAGCAAGAGUAGUAGGAAAUGUAGAAAAUACUUUAUUUAUUAAUACAUCACAUCAUGGAGUGUUCACUUACCAGGUGUUUGGUGUUGGGAUUCCCAAUCCUUAUAGACUCCGACCCUUUAUUGGAGCAAGAGUUCCUGUAAAUAGCAGUUUUUCUCCUUUAAUAAAUAUACACAACCCACACAGUGAGCCCUUGCAGGUAGUAGAAAUGUACUCAAGCGGUGGUGACUUGCAUCUUGAACUCCCUACUGGUCAGCAGGGUGGUACAAUAAAGCUGUGGGAAAUUCCGCCAUUUGAAACCAAGGGUGUAAUGAGGGCCAGCUUUUCCUCACGCGAUGCUGAUAAUCACACAGCUUUUAUAAGGAUAAAGACUAAUAUGUCUGCUGAUGAGUUCAUAAUAUUACCGGUGGAAGUAGAGGUUACUUCAGCACCUGGAAUCUACUCAUCAGUAGAAAUGUUAGAUUUUGGGACUCUGCGAUCACAAGAUCAUCCUAAAGUUUUAAAUAUACAUCUUCUGAACUCCGGAACAAAAGAUGUCCCGAUAACUAGUGUUAGGCCAACACCUUCAAAUGAAGCUAUUACUGUGGAUUUUAAGCCAGUUACGUUAAAAGCAGGAGAAAAUAAAUAUACCAAAGUUGCAAGUAUUAGUUUUGAUGCUUCCAAAGCAAAAAAGAUAUCUCAGCUUUCGGGUAAAAUAACAGUAAAAGCGAAAGAGAAAACUUAUUCAAAACUUGAAAUUCCAUAUCAGGCUGAUGUGCUAGAAGGGUAUCUGGGUUUCGACCAUGCGGCCACACUUUUCCACAUAAGGGACAGUCCUACAGAUCCAGUAGAAAGGCCCAUUGACCUGACUAAUGCUUUCAACUUUGCUGUUAGAAUUCACAAUGUUUCUUUGCCUGAAGAAGCCAAAGCAAUGUUCAGUGUAUUCAAUUUCACUGAUCCUAUUCUGAUCCCACCUCUUCAGUCACAGUACAUUUUUUCUCUGCGCUUUACACCUGCCCGUCCAUCAAUUCAUAUUGACAGUAAUAUUUUGCUUGUUACUAAUGCAUCUAAAUUUCAUUUACCUGUAAGAGCUUACACUGGAUUUUUAGAGCUAUUUAUUAUUUCACCUAAUAUGGAAGAACAUUUCCUAGAUUUCAGAGUCUUGAGUGCUACAGAGCAGAGUACUAUUGUAUUUAUUGUAAUGAAUAAUAAUCCUAUAGAGCUGGCAAUAAAGUCUUGGCAUGUUAUUGGUGAUGGUCUUACAGUAGACUUGGUAAAAUCGAUUAAGGGCAACAAAACUACAGCCUUGAACAGAAUACACAAGCUUGAAAACAGCUCAUCAUUGGAGCAUACAACGGUAAUUCUAGGAUCUGGCUAUUAUGCUGUUUUUAGGGCAAUAUUAACUGCAAAGGACCUUGAAGGACCAUAUGAUGGUGCAAUUCAGAUUACAACUGAUUAUGAGAUACUAACAAUCCCAGUAAAAGCAGUUAUUGCAGUUGGAUCUUUAAGUAGCUCACCAAAGCACAUUGUACUACCACCUUCUUUCCCGGGCAAGGUAGUUCAUCAAAGUUUUAAUAUCUUGAGUUCCUUCUCACAGAAGGUGAAAUUGCAAAAUAUACGUCCUCUCACAGAGGAUAUCCGAUUUUAUUGCAAGAGACUUAAAAGUAACAAGGAUGAAUUGGAGCCUAAAAGAAAGUCAAAGGUGGGAAAUCUUUAUUUUGAUCCUGGCUUACGGUGCAGUGAUCACUGUUAUGUUGGCUUACCAUUUUUAUUUAAAUCGGACUCUAAAACACAUGGGCUUUCAAUGCAAGAAGAUAUGUGGGAAACAGAUUUGGAUUUGCAUGUGGCAUUUUAUAGGAAAUGGAAAGAACUGAAAGACAAUGGAGAGCAUCAGGCCACUUCUAUAUUUGAAGUAGAUACAGAUCUUCAGAGGAAUGUUCAAGCAAAAGUAACAGCAGAAAUGAUCUGGCCUUCUAUAAUUAAGACUUCACACCAAAUAAUUUUUCCUAUCACAAGCACAAACAGCUCUUCUGAAGAAGAUGUUGUUCUUGAAAAUCCUGCUGAUCUUCCUGUAUUUGUCCAGAUUGUUCCAUUAGCAUUGUAUCCAAACCCACUGGUGAUGGUUGAAAAGCUGUCGGAAAGAUGUAAUAUUGGCAAGUUUCCAAAUAUCGAUUCAAAAACUCAUGUGUUCCAGGUUCAUAAUAAUCAGACUGCACCUUACAAGAAUGGCCAAGGAUUUUUAGAAGGAUCUUCUCGCCCAUAUGUACAUAACCUGAUCCUUUCUCCAGGAGAAGUUAAAAGUUUUACAUUAAAAUUUAGUCCUGUGCACAACAGAACUGUCACCUCUUUGAUUAUUAUAAGGAACAAUUUAACAGUCUUGGACUGCAUAGUUUCUCAAGGACAUGGAGCAAUAGAGAGUUUAAAGAUUGCAGGCAAGCCCCCUGGUCCUGGAAGUUCCUUAAGAUUCAAAAUGACAGAAAGUUUACUGAAGGACUGUUCAGAUAAAAUAAAAUCAAAGGAACCAAAUUUUACUCUUAAACGAACAUUUAAAGUUGAAAAUACAGGACAACUUCCAGUUUCUAUUAAAUCGACAGAAGUUAGUGGAUAUCCCUGUGAAGGAUAUGGUUUUAAAGUUGUCAACUGUCAGGAAUUUGUACUGAAACCUAAUUCAUCUAAAGAUAUUGUGAUAAUGUUCACUCCUGAUUUUACUGCUUCAAGAAUCAUUCGGGAACUAAAGCUCAUUACAGCUGGUGGCACAGAAUUUGUAUUUGUAUUAAAUGCAUCUCUUCCAUAUCAUAUGUUGUCAGCAUGUGCGGAAACACUUCCUCGUCCCAAUUGGGAACUGGGCCUAUACAUAAUCAUCUCUGUAAUAAUGAGUUUUAUGUUCCUUUUGGUAAUUGGCACAGCCUACUUGGAAGCAUUAGGCAUAUGGGAGCCUUUUAGGAGACGCUUGUCUUUUGAAGCUUCUAACCAUCCUUUGGAUUUGGGGAGACCAUUUGAUCUCAGGAGAAUAGUAGGAAUAUCUCCAAAUGGAAAUUUGAAUGAAUAUAGUGAUUCAAACCACAACUCAACCAGAGGAAUGUAUGGAUCUGGAAGUUCAUCCAGAUCUAAUAUGGGACACCACAGACAAUGCAAUGUGUCACAGUCACACGCACAAAGUAGGACCUCCAUAGAGAAUGAUGGGUCAAAAUCAAGAAUUAUUUCCAACAACAUUAACAGAUCAUCUAUGCAAACAACAUCUACACAGUCUGCAAAUAAGACAAAUGCUGUUGCAACUUCAGAAACCUGUUUAGUACAAUGCCCAAUAAACAGUAAAAGAACACGACCUGCCAAGCAGCAGCCGCAGACUUCCACACAACAGCAACCUGUUCAGAACAUUAUAGAAGAGUCCUCUCCACAGACUCCAGUGCCUCAGCAGCAUUGUCAGGAAGCAGAGGGCUUACAGAGAUUUCACCCUGCACAUCCUGAGGGUAAUACAGCCAGACACAGCUCAGAAGAUUCUGAUUAUACCAGCCUUGUGGAAGCCAUGGACAAAGACUUGGAUCAUCCUGAUUCACCACCUCCUCCUCCUCCUCUUCCUCCCCCUGCUGCUGAUGUUUUUGUGGAUCAGCCCUCCUCUCCGGCACCACCCAAUAAAGUCAAAAUUCAACGUAAAAACAAAGCUCAAAAGAAAAAAGCAGAAAAGGAGAGAAGAAAUAAAAGCAAACCAAAUGAGGAUGACUUAAAAGAUUCACUUGCAGAUAAUGAUGACAGCUCUUCAACAACUACUGAAACUUCAAAUCCUGACAUGGAAACAAGUACAAAAGAGGGACCUGAAAGGAAAAAAGGCAGAACUUUUCCAUUUGAAAAAGAAAAAGAUGUUAACCAGAUAUUUCACCUGAAAGCUAAACACAAGAAGGUAGGAAAUGGAAGGAAGGAUAGCCAAACAGAUGUCAAGCCCAGUUCUUUAGAACUGCCAUAUACAACUCCUCUUGAAAACAAACAGCGCAGGAACUUCUCAUCAAAAAACUUAAUGCAACAGUCUAUACCAAAUGGAUCAAAAAUAAGGAACAUCCCUAAACGAGGUUCAUGCGGAAAACUUGAAGAUUGUCGGCCUUCAAACUUUUCCAAGUUUCUUUUAAGUAACUCUACCCAGGAACCUAGUAAUAGCAGUAGUUCAGAAGGAGAAAAGGAUUCACCUCCACCUGAGUGGGACUGUGUCCCGCUGCACAAAUCAAGCAGUUCUGCAGACAGCUUAUAUCAGUUAUCCUUACAAACAAUGAAUGCCGACGUUUUCCUGAAAAGACCUAUGUCUUCCAUGUCAAGGACUUCGUCUCCUCCCCCAUCUUUAUUUAAUUUGACAUCCCGUGGCUCCUACAGCAGUAUUGUUAAUACCAACAGUGAAAAUGCAGUGAAGAAACCUAAUGCAAACAAACACAAGCUGGCAAAGUCAUCAUCAUUGCCAGGCAAAAAUGGGAACCCCACAUUUGCAGCAGUGGCGGCUGGUUAUGAUAAGAGUCCAGGAGGAAAUGGAUCUUUGAAAGGUUUGACAAGCAAAAAAGAGUCUUCAAACCACCAUAACAUUCCAAACACCUCCUUUGAAAGUGAUGGGUCAGACAGUUCUGGUUUGUGGAGCCCCAUUGGAAAUCCAAGUAGUCCAAGUUCACCUCUUAAUGCCUUUUCAGCAUUUGGUCCUAGCAAUUCCUUCAACUUAACUGGAGAGGUUUUUAAUCGCACUGCAUAUCCUAAGUCCUUCAGCCAGGAUCCCCAGCAGAACUGGCCUGAGUUCAGUCACGUCUCACCUUCUAUAUGGGAUCAUCCAUCAAGCCCUUCUUGGCUUAGUAGUUCUGGAACCUCGACAGCCCCUACUUCAUCAGUCAUUGGCAGCACCACAAGUCUUUGGCCCUCAUCUAAUCCAUUCAGCAGUUCAAUCUGGUCUACUAAUAUUGACACUGGGUUACCAUUUUCCAGUCCUCCAGCCAGCACUGCUUUGACUGACCUAAUCGCAAAUGGUGACAACAGUAUUGCUGCCCCAUUGCCAUCCAACACCACUGAAAUUGGGAGGACCUACAACCCUUGGAGCAUGUGGCGUCCGACACUUGGGAGAAGAAGUUCUGAACCGUGGCCUAACAGUUCAAACUUCACUACAGAAAGUGGGAACUGACGCUACUGCUCUGACUUUCCUUCUCUCUUUCAAAAUCAGCAUUAUAUCUAAAGUGCACUUUUCAAUGCAGGAUUUCUAAGCUAAAGCAUUAUGCUUCCCAUUAGAAAAUUGGCUCAAUUCUUGCAAAAGUACCCACUCACUGUUCUAGUGGUGAGACAAAUGCAUCUACAAAAGUGUGUUUUUUGUCCCUUUUAACAACAGGUAGCAGCCCACCGUACCAAGCAAAUUUGAAUGCUUAUUUUAUACUAAAAACAAAAAAUAAUGCUUUAUAAUCAGACAUCUCCUCUUUUAUACUUUCACCCUCACCCACUUCCUCUGACCUAUGUAAUACUGUUGAUCGAAAAUGUUCACUUGUAAGGUACAAGAAAAAAAUCAGUAUUACAUUCUUGAAAUAAGCACUUUGUGUAAAGUUAAAACAGUUGUAUAGUUGAGACGAUGUCUCAUUUAAAGGGUUGCAAUAAUAUAAAACUUCAGAAUUUUUAAUGGGUAAACUUGAACUGAGGGUGCAAUGGCUCCCAAGUGUUAUAGUGGCUGUAUUCUCCAUAUUGCCAGUCACUGUCCUUGCCAUUGCGUGCUUGAGGCUUUGUAUUCUUUGUUGACCUCAAUGCAUUUUAACAGUUAAAAUUGAAAUUCUCACAGCCAAAUCUUCAUGGCAUCAAGGUUUUUGGUGUAUUUCUUAUUUAAAGAAAACAACUAUGGGUUGUUCUUUAAAAUAAAUAUUUUCGAAGAAAA
Molecule: messenger RNA, 6335 nt
Organism: Polypterus senegalus (gray bichir)
Lineage: Eukaryota; Metazoa; Chordata; Cladistia; Polypteriformes; Polypteridae
Gene: tmem131
Product: transmembrane protein 131
Exons: 41
Coding region: 24-5603 (1859 amino acids)
Cellular component (GO): membrane
Source: RefSeq, a predicted model, not a curated record